Messenger RNA from Suillus fuscotomentosus, 195 nucleotides. RefSeq lists its product as uncharacterized. The annotation marks the transcript as partial. The record is from RefSeq and is a predicted model, not a curated record. The transcript is spliced from 2 exons. Lineage: Eukaryota; Fungi; Basidiomycota; Agaricomycetes; Boletales; Suillaceae.
CCACUUCUCAUCGCGCCUCCAGAAAACGAUGAUGCGAAACAAGUCACCUUGGGGUCCUCUGAGACUAUCAAACUCGAUGCUUUAGGUCCGAUGGUAGUGAAUAGUGAUGGGACCUUAUCGAGGAUUGCAAACUGGGAGAAUAUGACAAAGGAGGAGAAAGAAAGGACCAUACGUGUCGUUGCAGCUCGGAACAGG